This is a messenger RNA of Actinia tenebrosa (Australian red waratah sea anemone), 5970 nucleotides long. Its product is annotated as NACHT and WD repeat domain-containing protein 2. Gene Ontology annotation, molecular function: protein binding. Lineage: Eukaryota; Metazoa; Cnidaria; Anthozoa; Actiniaria; Actiniidae. The record is from RefSeq and is a predicted model, not a curated record.
UUCUCAACUAGUUGGUUGAUUUUUUGAGUAGCAGAUAUGGGAUGCUGUGGGUCAAAAUCGAAGAAAUCCAUCGAUCUUGAAGACUACUCCUACACCAAAAACAAGGAGAAAAACAAGGAGAAAAACAAGUAUGCAUUGGGUUCCGGGAAGCAAGGAAGCUAUCAGUCACUUAGUAAAAUGGACGAUCUACCUGAUGGCGAACAGAACAACUCGACAGACAAGCCUUAUGAACUCAGCCUUCCACAGGAUGAUUCUACUGAUGACCAUCUACUGACGAAAGACCCUAUGCAUGGCUCUGCCUCGUCUUUAGAUGAGCUCCUUGGGAAGAAAGAAAAAAUACCUGUUAAGAAGAACAACAGCAAAAAGGAAGAAAAGGAAUCCGUCAACUUCCUCAAGAAGCAGAAGAAAAAUGACAUGACAAUACCGGAAGAUGUCGAUAUUAAGUUUCAAGGGUCUGACAACAAACAGGGAAGUCGUAAUAUUGACAUUAAGACCUUGGACCGGGAACCGCGACGAUUAGACAAUGGAAAAACUCUGGUGGCAGAUAAAUGGAAGAGUGAACCGUUACUGAAUGAACCUCAUCACGAAAAGACUAAAAUCUCGGCCGUUAAGAAGUUGGGAUCAGUGCCUGAUGUUGCUGUUGAGCCGGCAAACCAAACUGCCAGCGUGAGGACGCUAGAGCAUGCUCAAAAGCCUAAAACUCUGGAGGUCUUGCGCAAUUAUGUUUUUAUGGGACACUUAAAUGUUAAAGUACCAAAAAUUGCUAGAAUGGUGCGUCUGUACGUGAGCACUACGUUUACAGAUACUCAAGUAGAACGGAAUGCAUUGAUUGAAAGAGUUUACCCUAAACUUAAGGAGUACUGCCAGGAGCAUGGGUACGAGUUUCAAGUGAUUGACAUGCGCUGGGGUGUAAAGGAACCACAUCUUGAUGAUCACAUGUUUGGGGAUCUCUGCAUCCGGGAAAUUCAAAUCUGCCAAACGGUUUCCACCGGGCCAAAUUUUGUGACUUUGCUGGGGCAAAAAUACGGCUUCUGUCCUUUCCCACCAAAAAUCUCCAUAAGUGAAUUCGAAGCACUCACCGCAGCUAUUGAAGACACCAAUGACAAAGACCUCAUCGAAGAGUGGUUCAAACGAGACGACAACGCUGUCCCCCCUGAAUACGUAUUGCAGCCAGUCACUUCAAAGUUCACUGGUUUUGUUAAUCCAUCGAGUAAAGAGACCAGAAAAGCAGCAUGGAAAGGUUGGCGGGAAGUUUUUGAGAGAUUACAAAAUAUUCUGAGGAUAGCGGCAGCCAAGGCCUUGAGUAAAGAUGCUGCUUAUAAAUACUGCGUGUCAGUUUCGGAAAAGGAGAUCGAGCAAGGGAUCAUAAAAGCACCCAACAGCAACUCUCAAACCCUCUGGUUCAAACGAACCAUCAUCGACUUGAAGGAAAACCUUAAGAGCGACAAAUCAGACAAAUUCAUUGACAUAAAAGAAAAAGGCAAAAAGUCCAAAGAAAAAGGAGCCAGUAAGACCAUACAGCUCCGUGAGGUAGACAAGGUGUCUCAGAAUUUACUAAAGAAUCUGAAAGACAAGAAGAUCAGUAAAGUGUUGGACAAGUCGAAUAUAUUCUCUUAUGACAUCAAAUGGGCUUCCAAUAAGAAUGAGAAAGAGACAAGCAUGACGCACGUAGAGUUCCUCAGUAAACUAUGCCAAGACUUUUUCCUGGUGAUAAGGAGGAGAAUUUCAGAUGGGAUCAAGGAACGCGAAGCCAAUGAUUUGAAAGAAAAGGACAAAGAUAACGUCUUCGAGGAAGCAACUCAACACAUUGCUGUCUGUCAAUGGAAAACUGCAGAUUUUCAAUGCAGAGAAGCUCUCCUGGCAAGAAUACGAGAGUAUAUAACAAACACUUGUAGCUCUCCUCUUGUGCUGUACGGAGGGUCUGGGUGUGGAAAGUCGUCAGUGGUUGCUAUGGCAGCAAAGCAAGUGCGAACGUGGGUCAAUCGAGAAGCCAUUGUAGUGCUGCGUUUCCUGGGUACCAGUCCAGACUCGUCCAGUUUGCGAUUGGUUCUCCGUAGUGUUUGUCUUCAGCUGUGUCGAGCUUUUGGUGUAAACUCUAACUUCGUUCCGCAGGAUUACCAAGAGUUAGUUCGUGACUUUCAAGACCGGCUUAGCAUGGCCAAGUCAAACCGACCAAUCAUUGUCUUCCUGGACUCGUUAGAGCAGUUAUCCCCCACUGAAAAUGCUCAUCUUGUCGCUUGGUUGCCAAGGAUACUUCCUUCGCAUGUGCAUGUGGUUGUUAGCACCCUUAAGGAUGACAGAUACGCUUGUCUGAGCUCACUUCGGAAAUUGAUCCCGGACUCGUCCAGUUUUGCGGAAGUGACGUCACUAUCACAGAACGAUGCGUCAGUAAUUCUAUCCUCCUGGCUUAAGCAUGACAACCGACAGUUGACUGACGCACAAAAGAAAAUUGUGUUAGACGCCUUUAAAUCUUAUCCAUCACCUUUCUUCCUUAAACUUGCCUACGAGAGAGCUCUUACCUGGAAGUCGUACACAGCCGAAAAAGAGUGCACACUCGAGGCUACCGCGCCCUUGAUGAUUGAAGCAUUCUUUGAGAAAAUGGAAAAUAAACACGGCAAGGUAUUUGUUGGAACUUUGUUUUCUUAUCUGACGAUAGAGAAGAACGGCUUUAGUGAAUCAGAGUUGGAAGAUCUUCUAAGCUGCAAUGAAGAUGUGCUUGAUGAGGCAUUUCGUUACUGGUCGCCACCCAUACGUCGUUUUCCGACGUCUUUAUUGGCCCGACUGCGCGCCGAUCUAGAGCCGUAUCUACUUGAACGCUGUAUCAACGGUGUACGAGUCUUUGCAUGGUACUAUCGGCAGUUCCGUGAGAUUGCUGCUAAGAGGUAUUUUGAUAAAGCCGCGGGUCAGGUCAAGAAGAUUCAUUGUGAAUUAUCGGAUUAUUACCAUGGACGAUGGACGGAAGGGGCCAAAAAGGAUGACGGGAAGGGAGUGUUGAAGGACCGCCAUGUUGCAGCACAACCGUUUAAGUUCAGCCAGAAAGUAUUCAAUCUGAGGAAACUAAAUCUGCUUCCUUACCAUCUUCUGCGAACCGGAGACGUCGAGAAACUGAAACAACAAACCUUGUGUAACUAUGAGUUCUUAUCAGCAAAGUUACUUGCGACAUCUCCACGUCACGUUUUGCAUGACUUCACUGACGCCCUCAGCUACUUCCCCACCGACAAGGACAUCGCACUUGUCCUCGAAACACUCCAGUUAUCACGUGAUGCUCUCACGAUAUCUGCUGACCAGUUGUCGGCUCAACUCAUCGGUCGUCUUUCCGCGCCCCGUUCUCCUAGUCCCGCUAUUGCGCGCUUGCUACGUCAGGCUCAUCAUCCCGCCAAAUUUUCGUUCAUCCCGAACAUUUCCUGUCUCAACCGACCGGGUGGAAAGCUUGUCCACUCGUUACCAGAUCUCCACAGCUCGCUAGUUCUCAGCAGUGAUAGUACCAAGGCGUUGUCUGUGUCGGGCGAUAGGGAUAUACUAUUAUGGGAUGUACAGAGUGGCAGCGUGCUACAGACCAUAGAAAGCACGAGUGACGUCAAACAAAUCUUGUUCUGUCUUGAUGACAAGCACAUCCUUGCAUCUUGCAAUGGAGCGAUUCGACAAUGGUUUUUGAAAACUGCUAAACUGAAGUUCGAAUUAGAAUCUACUGAGACUGCAGCGCCGAUCUCUGUAGCACAGAAUGGAAGUACGUUAGUUGCGAUACUGGACAAGAAGGUCAUUACUGCUAAAACAUCUGAUGGAAAGGAACUCAAGGAAUUCCAAGAUGGCGACUGUGAGCACGACCAACUUGUUAGCAUGGAUAACUUAGUGGCCUUGGCAAACUCACGUCAAUGUUACGUCAAAUUAUUUGACAUAGAAAGUCAAACCAUCCUUAAUACUAUCCAAGUGUUUGGAGAGAAUUCAAAUGACGUUGUUAGUACUAUGACAUUGAGUCCCUUCAAUGAGGGCCAACUGAUUGUCUAUUCACACAAGUCCUCUUGCGUCAGGGUCUUUGAUAUCAAGUGCACUAACUGCCUUCACGUAUUAGGCCCUGACAUUUUGUACCCAGCAAUUACCAGCGAUGGACAUUACAUGUUGUGUACCAAUAGUUAUAAUGAUGUGAGUGUGUGGAACCUCGAGACUGCGAUGAAGGAAAGGAACGUGAUUCGUCACCCACCAUCUACUGCUAUCAAUCAUAUUAUCAGUCAUAACAAGACGAUCAUCGUCACUGUGUCUGACGAUGAAAUGGUGAGAGUCUGGGAUCUAGAAAGAGAAGAGGCGUCAAACGUGGACUUUGAAGACAACAAAGGUGACCGGUGCAUUGAAUACCUCGCUAUGGUCAAAAGCACCAUUCAAAAACAAGUCGUUACCAAGUCACGUGCGUCAGGGCCAAUUAGCGUCUGGAACGUCAUCACCUGUCAGCCAAUCAGAACGCUUACUGGUACAAACGCGGAUGAGAUCCUUGUGGUGGACGAGACACGUGCUGUGGUUCGAUCUGGGGCCAAGCUGGCCUUAGUUGAUCUUCAAGGAGGAAAACUGAUCAAAAAGAUGCGAUCUGAAUUCACCACUAAAACAGACAAAGUCAACAGACAUGCCAGCUCGUUGUACAAAAGGCGUGACCUGGCCAUCCGAUUGGCUGAGAGCCCGCGAUUCAACACGCGCACUAAAUCAAAAACCCGAAAAUUCAACGAUUGCGCUUUGGUCGGUACUACGCAUGUGCUGGUUCUUUCAAAAGACAGACUUUAUAUGAAACUUGCUUCCUUGGAAACGGGUGAGCCUGUUGCUAAGCUAAAGGCUGGUCAGCGGCAGAUGAUCGAGACUAUUAUGGUCAGUGAUAAUGGAGCGGUUGCUGUGUGUUCGUGUGAAAACUUCCCGCUUCUGGUGUGGGACAUCAAGGAGAGAAGAAACAAGUUUUCUUUAGACAUGGAGGGUACCUUCCCACAGCUUGCUAUCGCGGACAUCACUCAUAACGGACAUUACCUGGUUGAUGUAAUCAAACUCGACAAGAAGCACAAAACUGUUGUCACGUGGGAUCUCGAGACUGGAACUGUCAAGCAUCUGAUUGGCCAAGGCGUGAAUGUUUGGUCAGUGGCAGUCUCUUCAGUGAGCAUGCGCUUAGUUGUGACCGGAAGUAGUGGUUCUGGGGAGACUAUUCGAAUCUAUGAUCUCACAAAUGGUGAGUUUAAGCACCAGCUGGGUGGACACACAGAACCCGUCAAAGGUGUCUGUCUGUCCAAAGACGGCCGUCGCUUACUGACCUACGUCCCACUGGGCUCCAGGGAUCGAAGUGUCUGUCUGUGGGACAUUAUUACUGGGUGUCCCAUUGCGUCAUUCACUCCUGACUUGCCUGUGUCUAGUUGUGUCUUGAACGACGACGGUGAUCAGGUUGUCAUGGUGAUCAAUAAGUCGCGUCCAAUAGUAUCCCUUGCUUUGACACAUGAAGUUGGAUCACGUGAGAUGUCGGUUGAUGUUUCCAAUUCGUACUUCAACCACCCCACCCUUCACGGGGCUGUCUUUGACAUGACUGCACAGAUGAACUGGGAAGAUGCUGAGGAUCAAGAUGACGAGUAAACAGAGACAGCGCACUGUCUAUAGAUGUUAUACAGAAGCUUUGCACCAUCACGUAAUGGAAGCCAUGGCAGGAGGCAGGAACAAUUUAAUCUGGUCUAAUCUGGAUAACAUGAGAAAGGGACUGGCGGGUGAAGGACUCUGUCGCUGUGCCUCCUGUCAUGGCUGCCAUCACCUGAUGGUGUAGAGCCUCAUCUACCUGUGUGCCUAGUGAUACUAUUGUACCUACCAUUUAUUGUGUCAAAUCUAUUGGUUGUUGCGCCCUGUAGGUUACUACACUACUACUACCUAUAGACUUACUUUAGACUAACUAUAGACCAACUCUAGACCAACUCUAGACCAACUCUAGACCAACUCUAGACCAACUCUAGACCAACUCUA